UUCCUUCGCGGAGUUUUACUCAUACUAUUACUAUAAUUAAUGCAUGCGACUUUCGUAUGUCUGUGGAAUGAAACAGAUUCUUGUAUUUAGGGAUAAAAUUAUUAGCGCAAUGUUUUUAUACAUACUACCUUUGAGAACUAUGUGAUACCCAUUAAAUUGUGCAAAAUGUUACUCAAUGACCGUCUAUGCCAAUGGCUAGGGCAUUUAAAGUUGUCUCGAGUAAUUUUAAUGGUCUCCGUAAUAUUAUUUGUGGUGCCGCUUGUAACACACUACUAUUUGUCCAAGUAUGAUUCAUUGUCGUUUUCCUUUGAUGGCAACCCCAUGCGCCAUACUCUGGAUGCCUAUGGAGACUUUUCAUUGAUGAAUGCUGCAGAUCUCAAGAUUAGGAUAGAAGAAAUGCUUAGAAUUAAGGCAUCAGUAUCGACAGAGCUCCGUGAGCUUGAAGCUCGGCGAGCGCGAUUGCAGCGGGAGGCGGCGGCAGCGGGCGCGCGCGCCGACAGCGCCAAAACCGAACACUCGCGCGCCGCCGCCGAGCUGCAGCGCCUGCGCGUGUCCGCCGACCAGGCGCGCCUCGCGCAGCUCGAGGCCAUUCGCCGAGAUUCGCCAGAGCUCGCUCCACCUUCCCCUCUCCUACCUUCGCAACCUCCGCCCGUCCUCCCACCCCUCCCCACCGCUUCCCAACACCACUGCCGUAUGCACUCCUGUUUUGAUCACUCCCGUUGUUCUCUUACAUCCGGCUUUCCUGUAUACUUUUAUGACCCUGAUACCUAUGCGCCCAUUGCUGGCGCGGAAGUGGAUGGCUUCUUGAAAACGACAGUAAGACAGACACUGGGAUACAAUGCGCAUAUUACACAAGACCCCAAAGAAGCUUGUAUCUAUCUAGUCCUAGUUGGAGAGGCUUUCUCUUCAGAAAGGAAUUCAAUAUCAAGAGAUGACAACUUAAAAUUGGCUUUAAAUGAAACUGUAAUCAAAAGUUUACCGUACUGGGGUGGCGACGGUCGCAACCACGUCCUUAUUAACUUGGCACGAAGAGAGUUGUCUGUGGGCGCUGGCGACGCGUUUAAGAGUGCUACGACGGGCAGAGCUAUGAUAGCACAGUCUACGUUUACUCUGAACCAGUUCCGGCCAGGGUUCGACAUCGUAACGCCCCCAGCGCUCGGCCCACCCGGCGGAGAUGUAUGGCUGGACUGCGCUCCAAUAGCUCCCGCCAGACGGAAAUAUUUACUGAGUUUUCAGGGCUCGCAACCGCCUUUUAAUGGAUUAAAUAAAGAUGAGGAUAAAUCUGUGAUCGAAGCACUCCAAAAGACUGCAAAGUCGAGCUCCACGUCAGAUGUAUUUUUCCUGCAAUUUGAAUGCGACCCACCCGUCGAAAAGCGUACAGUGUACCCUAUUGGUGAUUGGGCCUUAUGCGGCACAGACCGCUCGAGGCGUGCCUUGCUAAAAGAUUCUACCUUUGUCGUCAUUCUUGCUCCAAGCGAACCAAGUUAUACCUCGACAGCAUUGCUGCAAGCAAGGCUGUAUGAAGGUUUGAGAUCUGGCGCAAUUCCUGUCGUCUUAGGUGGAGACAGAAUUACGUUGCCUUAUGACGAAGUGCUCGAUUGGCGACGUGCAGUACUAUUACUUCCAAAGGCUCGAGUUCCUGAGCUGCACUUUGUUUUACGAGCGUUUUCUGACGCCGACCUGCUCGCAUUUAGGAGACAGGGGCGAUUAUUCUGGGAGCGGUACCUUAGCUCAGUGCAAGUGAUGGUAGAUUCACUGUUAGCAGUGAUCCGAACACGCCUGAACAUACCGGCGCGGCCGGCGGCGCCGACGGUCGGGACACCGGCCUUCAACGAAUCAUACUACCCGCCACGGUUGGAGCCGCCGGCGAUAGACGCGGAGCCGGAGGAGACGCUCGGGCCGCUGGAGGCGCCGUACUCGAGCCCGACAUACCGCCGUAAUUAUUCGAUAGGGCUGGUGCACGGGUACGAACUAUGGAACGAGUGGGCGGACCCGUUCGCGCUGUACCCGCAGACGCCUUGGGACCCGCCAGUGACAUCAGAGGCGCGCUUCAUGGGAUCGGCAGCCGGGUUCCGGCCGGUGGGCGCGGGCGCGGGCGGCGCUGGCAAGGAGUUCAGCGAAGCGCUGGGCGGCGACCGUCCGCGGGAGCAGUUCACCGUCGUCAUCCUCACGUACGAGCGAGAAGCGGUGCUGGCGGCGGCCGUCGCGCGCCUGCGCGGUCUGCCCUACUUGAACAAGGUGGUGGUGGUAUGGAACGGGCGUACUCCGCCGUCCGCCUCGCUGGCCUGGCCGGAGAGCGGCGCGCCCGUGGCGGUGGUGCGCGCGGCGCGCAACUCGUUGAACAAUCGCUUCCUGCCGUACGACCUCAUCGACACCGAGGCCGUGCUCUGCGUCGACGACGACGCGCACCUCAGGCACGACGAGAUCGUGUUCGCCUUCAGAGUAUGGCGUGAGCACCGAGACCGCAUUGUGGGGUUCCCCGGACGAUACCAUGCCUGGGACCUCAACUACAACAACGGGUUUCUUUACAACUCGAAUUACAGCUGCGAGCUGAGCAUGGUGCUGACGGGCGCGGCGUUCGUGCACCGCUACUACCUGUGGGCGUACUGGCGCGCGCUGCCCGCCGCCAUCCGGGACUACGUCGACGAGUUCAUGAACUGCGAGGACAUCGCCAUGAACUUCCUCGUCGCGCACAUCACUAGGAAACCGCCCGUCAAGGUGACGUCGCGCUGGACGUUCCGAUGCCCCGGCUGUCCCGUCACGCUCUCCUCCGACGAGACGCACUUCCACGAGAGGCAUAAGUGCAUCCAGUUCUUUUCCCAGGUAAUGGGCUACACUCCACUGCUGUCUACACAAUUCCGAGCCGACUCCGUUCUCUUCAAAACGCGCAUUCCACACGACAAGCAGAAAUGUUUCAAGUUCAUAUAACAGGCAGGUCAGCACCCAAACGAUACAUUAUACCGGUAUUAAGACGAAGUCUGUCGAGAUGGAAUGCUAUAGUGGUGACAGAGGAACUAACACGAAAAUCGAAAUUUCGUUAUCUGUGUCUCCAUCGCACCUGCGUAUUCGAGCGAUAGAAAGGUGAAGACGUGUGAACAAGCGAAGUAGUUCGCGGUGGGCCCUCAGAUUCUGGUAGACAAUUGUUAGAUUAUUUAUUAUGCAGUGCUCUUGGUUGCUGCCGCACCGUUAUAUGGUUCAAAUUCGUGUAAUGGCUAGCUCAUUUGGAGAUAACACUUUUUUUUUGCUACCUGAAUGUGGACAGUCGAUCGCCCAACAUUAUCCAAACGUGUUAGCUCUGAAUUCGAAAAACGGGCUAGUUCUUUUAACUCGUGAGGGAUUCGGUAGCUAGCCGCACUGCAUAAAGAAACUAUGCCUUUUAUUUCACAGAUUAAGGUUUGAGCCGAAUAAAAUCACCUCGGAAAAUUUCAACUAUAAUAUCAAUACUAUUUCAACUAUAAUAUGGAAAGUGAAGAAAUCAAGUUUGUGGCGAUUCAAAAGUAGGUAGGUGAAAUGCAAAAUGUUAUAGCCAAGCUGUAACAAAAAAUGUAUAGAUUAAAAUUUAGAUACAUUUAUUAAAAUAAAAUCAAAACUGAGGAGUAACAUACUAGGGUAACAUAUCCCUUUUUUAAUACUUCUGAAAAUAAUGAUGUAUUGUGAAUAUUUCAUGACUUAGUUAACAAAUUUUGAUUGAGGUUUACGAAAGCAUUUCGUAAGCGACAUUGUCGUGGAAUACCCCACCGUCGGAAACACGUCGCGGUUAUAUUUCAUAGAGUAUUGACACAUACCAUUUUGAUUUCUUAUUGUUCAUAUUAUACGUGUGUAUGAAUUAAGUUAUACUAUGGUAAAUCAUGUGAAUGACAUAUUUAUUAGAACACUUAGUUUAAAUAUUGAUGACGUGUAUCUUUAAUAAUAUGAGGCUUUAUAUUUGAAUGACGCUCUAUAAUAUUUUUAAAAAUACGCAUUGUACAUAUUUAUAUUAUUGGAUAUCGAUAAUCUUUAUACAUUGUAUACCUAGUGUUAGUGGUUCAUAUCCUAUUUAAUUAGAUAUUUAUAUUACCUACCGGUUGUAUCGCCUGUUGUAAGAUUAACGAUGAACUAUACUUAUUUUUAUUGUGUAGGUAGUUACUGGUAUUAUUUUAUAACCAUGACCUUGUUCAAAUGUUAUAUUUGUUAAACCGAUAAUUUGAUAUAGACUUAUCAAACGAGUGAAUAAUUAAUCUUAUUAUAUUUAUUAUAAAAAAUAGUAUACUCCGACAAAAAGAGCGCUGGUGGCCUAGCGGUAAGAGCGUGAGACUUCAAUCUGGAAGUCGCGGGUUCAUACCCCGGCUUGCACUAAUGAGCUUUUCCGAACGUUAUGUACGUAAUAUCAAUUGAUAUUUACCAGUCGACAUCCUGAGUACCAGAAAACAUCCUGAGGAAACCGGACUAAUCCUAAUAAGAACUAGUUUACUCUCUGGGUUGGAAGGUCAGAUGGCAGUCGCUUUCGUAAAAACUAGGGCCCACGAAAAUUCUUGGAAUUAGUUGCAAAGCAGGCAGGUAAAUGCCGGGCCAACGCGAGGAAGACGAUGUAUUUAUAUUUAUGUAGCAAAAAUGUAAAUACUUAUUAAAUUGUAUUGCGAGUCAGUACUAAGAUAGAUACUCGUAGAACUGCUGGGAAUGUUAGUAAAGUGUAUAAGCACGCUGUAUUCUAUCCCCCUUAUUCAUAAACGUCUACUAAAGUUGACAAGACGAUAACAAUCGAUUGUCCCUUUUCUGACGUAUUGGUAUGAUGGAAAGGGACAAACGAUUAUUAUCGUCUUGUCAACUUUAGUAGACGUUUAUGGAUAAGUACGUAAAUAGAAUAAUGAUGAAAAUUCUCGAUGAAGAUCAAAUUAGGAUUGGUUUAAUUUUUAUAUAAUAUACCACAUUGAACUGCCUAAAUUUAGGAAUUUGGCAAAUGAGUAAAUGCUGGCAAUUUAAUUUUGUGCCUUAACUUCUAAUACUCUUAACAAUUCGCCAUCUUAGGCAUUAAGAAUUAAGUCACUAGUUAGUUUAUAAUUUGUAUAUUUUUUAUACUGAAAAAUAGUUUAGGAUAUCUGUAGUUCGAACAUCAAUCCACGUAGAUCAUCCAGAUAAUGUUAUGAUAUGUUUAAAAAUCUGUUCACGCUUAUUUGCUUUAGUGAAUUUCACAUGUAUAGUGGAUAAAUGAUUUUGGUAAUCAAUCAUUAUUUAAUAGAAACCUAACGUUACUUAAGUAUUACUACUUGGCUUCUCUAGGUUUAUAUUGUAAAUAUUAAGUCAGUACUAUAACUAGUUUGUAGAUGUAAAAUGUAUCUCAAAGAACAUUUAUUUUUAUGUUUGUAUAUUCAUUUAUAUUUUAGUUUUGUGCCAAUUCUACGUUUACUCAGAAAAUAUUUAGUCAUUCGUUUAAUUUUUGGGGACAAUAAGGGGGCAUACAUUAAUUAGGUGAGGAGUUAUUGAGGAUUUUGUGCCCUCCCAUCCCCCUUGUGAGAUGUCGUGAGAUUUGUCUUUAAUCUCAUGUGAGAUCUUGAAAAUUUUGUCUUUUGAGAUUUUUGAGUAUAAAUGCGUUUGAUAUAUUCAACAAAACACAAUGUGGUUUACUAUUUUUAUUCAGCUUUGUAAACACGACGGGUACCGAAUCUUUAAUAUACUUAUCAAUACGAAAUAAUUUUACAUAUAUUCAUGGAUUUUAAUGUACUUAUUGAAGAAUUGUGUCAGAUUAUGGCAUAUUGUAGUCUACUUAGAUACAUGUUUUAUUUUAAAUUAAUCUAAUUCUCGCAAUUUUUACACUAUAUUUUUUGCCCGAAAUAAAUACGUGGUAUUUGCCCAAAACCCCUCUCCCCCACCUCAUAUUUAGUGAAAUACAGCUUGCCCCCCCCUCCCUUGAAGCCCUGACAUAAUUAAUUGAUGUCCCCUUAAACGUUUAGUACCUAAGUGAUACAGGACCUUGAUCAAUAUUUAUUUGUUUACUAUUUUUAAGAGUGCUACAUAUUAUUGAUACCUGUUUAAAAUUGGACCUUUACAAUAUAUUAGGAUUAGAAUUGAUUAUAUUUUGUGUAACAUCUGCAGCAGCAUUUAUUUUCAUUAAGUAAUAGAUGUCGAUGUGACGUAAUAAAAUUAAAGACUGAUAAUUUGGGCUACUAUUAAUUUGGCAUCAAGAUGAAACGAAAUGUGUACCAUUUUAAAUACCAUGCCUAAUCUUUUUUUUUGCGCCUUUUCAAUUUCAGAAGAUUCGGCAUAAUCAUUGAUUUUGCAGUAAAGUCACCUCCCCAAAAACUGCUCCUUUUGUUUGGAUUUAAGAAGAGGAAAGUGUGUGAAUCCUCUGACUUUAUCAUCAAAUCAUAACGCUGUGUUAGCAAUACCUACCUAGGGUGAUGCUAUAGGUAUUGGCCACAACAUAGUAAUUGGCCACUCUGAACAAUAAGGCUUCAAUUGACUUGUUUAUUUCUGUUAGGAGAAAUGCUCAGUUACGGUCGUUGAGCAUUUCAGGUCUAGGCCGCAACACCUACCACCAGUUUGACAUUGACAUAUUCGCUAACGUCUGCGUAACUUGCUUUCUAUAUAUCUACUCAUGCGAGUACCAGCGAGGUGCAUAGAAAGUAAGUUGCGCACACGCUAGAGCAGAGCAGAGGCGUAUUUACAAAUUUGGCUCCCCGGGCCAUUUUGAUUUGCCGCCCCCCUUCAUCAGUGACGAUAAAGUAUUUUAUUUAAGAAAAAAAACCUGCAACGAGUACCUUUGGGGUGUGAAAUAAAAAAAAACUAAACAUUACCAUUUGCUUACAUAGGCAUUUACAUUGUUUUCCUAUGUAGAAAUUGGUUGACAAAAUCAUCAAAGACGCUGGUUGACGCAGCCUGCCGCCCCGGGCCAUGGCCCCCUUGGCCCUAGGGUAAAUACGCCCCUGCGCUAGAGAAUAUGUCAGUUUUACACUGCUAAGGCAAGAGUGGAUGGACAACGACAGUCGUUGUAAAGCUACUAGGGCACGGCACGUAUCACUUACCGCCGUAUAUUGGACUUUUAGGUUGUUGUUGGUUUAAAGGUGAUACAUCCACUCUUUUUAGGGUUCCGUACCCAAAGGGUAAAACGGGACCCUAUUACUAAGACUUCGCUGUCCGUCCGUCCGUCCGUCCGUCCGUCCGUCUGUCUGUCACCAGGCUGUAUCUCACGAACCGUGAUAGCUAGACAGUUGAAAUUUUCACAGAUGAUGUAUUUCUGUUGCCGCUAUAACAACAACAACAGAAUAAAAUAAAGAUUUAAAUGGGGCUCCCAUACAACAAACGUGAUUUUUGACCAAAGUUAAGCAACGUCGGGAGUGGUCAGUACUUGGAUGGAUGACCGUUUUCGUUUUGCAUUUUUUUCCUUUUUUUUUUUGCUUUAUGGUACGGAACCCUUCGUGCGCGAGUCCGACUCGCACUUGCCCGGUUUUUUGAUGAAAACGAACCAAAGCCAGAUUUCGCUCGGCCCUUUUUGACACACUCUGCCAGCGAUUUCCUAUAAAUCAGUUUUUGUGAAAUAUGUUAUUGAAGUGUGUUUGUAUAAAAUAUAUUAUAAUUUGUACGUACCUAUUUAAUAACUUUAUAAACGUA
Molecule: messenger RNA, 7584 nt
Organism: Cydia fagiglandana
Lineage: Eukaryota; Metazoa; Arthropoda; Insecta; Lepidoptera; Tortricidae
Gene: botv
Product: exostosin-3
Exons: 10
Coding region: 166-2928 (920 amino acids)
Cellular component (GO): membrane
Molecular function (GO): glycosyltransferase activity
Source: RefSeq, a predicted model, not a curated record